Physella acuta is the source of this 748-nucleotide messenger RNA. RefSeq lists its product as uncharacterized. NCBI's taxonomy places the organism in Eukaryota, Metazoa, Mollusca, Gastropoda, Physidae. The record is from RefSeq and is a predicted model, not a curated record.
AUGGUAGAGCGGUCGUCUACAUACCUGAAAGUCUCGAGUGUACAGCCGUCCCCACCUGAAGAGCCUGGUCAGGAUGUAGCCAAUUAUUCUGGCACCUGCUGGAAGUGGGAAGAAACAGCCAGAUCUAGUGACGAGAAUUUCCCUUCUAUGUUGGACGAGACAUUCUUGGCGAGACCGAAGCUGACUGGGAGGCUGAUGGUGGCUAUGAACGUCUGCCUCUUUUAUGAUGCCACCGAUCUCAAAUUUCUUUCCUGCGACCUCGUGAAAGUAAACAUUUCACGUCUGAGAGAAUCGUACAUGGACAUGUACGAUUAUGAAGAUGCUGCAUUCAAUGCACCUAUGACCUUUCACGCAAUGGAUGAUUCUGAACCAACACACGGACAAAAAGAGCUAACGAUCACCGCUUCUUAUUGCUUCACAUCUAAGUCACCUGAUGUCCAAGCCUACAUUUGUAACAGAGGAAACUACAACAUCGUGUAUGGCAAGGGCACAGUGACAUUCAAAGCUUCCGUAAACACCAACGUGGAAGGAGAUCUGGAAGACUUUUCUAUAACCAGACAUCUUGAUGAUUCCAGAGUUACUGAAGUCACUUGGAAGGCGAAAAAACCCGCGGCGAACGUGAAUCAAAAAGCCAGUUUGUUUCUCCUUGCUCUGCUGGUGACCGUAGGAAUAGCAUGGAUUAUAUUCACACGAUAGGUUAGACCAGAGCGAUGAGAGACUCCAGUUUGAUGUCACAUUGUGUCACAUC